AUGUCGCCGAAGAAAGCAAAAGCGGCAGUCCCAUGCGUCCCUUCAGACCGCCUGGUGAUCAAAGUGGAUAGAGAGUGCGAGUGCGAUCACCUCAGGAGCCAGGUAGAGAGCCUGAAAGGUCGCGUGAGGGAGCUGCAAUCCCAACUGGCCUUGCACAGGGAUAGGGCUGGUUCUCAUGAUUUCCGACAGCCAAUUGGCGAAUCUGCCGAUGGAGCAGGCAGCUUGGAAAAGUUCUACCGAGGUCGCAUGCUUCUCCCGACGUUUCGAGGAUCAAACGCUCAUAGUCCAGAGGUUGGCUUUAUGAGCAGUCCCUGGCAACUAUGGAAUGGAUUAUCAGCGAGCGAUUCCCCGACUACCAAUCUGGCUUCGUUUUCUCUUCAAGAUGAUGGCCCAAGCCUGGUUGAUGUGUUUUUCGAUCGGAGAUGGCCUCAAUUUCCUGUUCUCCACCGGCCAACCUUUAUGGAACAGCAUUACCUGCCAUAUGCUAGCGGCCAUCCAAGGAGCAAGCUUUCUGCCUUUCAAGUCAACAUUGUUCUUGCAAUUGGGGCUUCAGAAAAGGCCAGGACAGGCUGUAACCCAUCCGUAUCUUUUCAAGGAUUCUUUAAGGAUGCAGUGCGCGAGCUGGACAAUGUCCUAGCAGCUGACGACAUUGACUGUAUUCAGUGCCUCUUGUUACUCUGCAUUUUUGGUAGCAAUGAGCCUCAGUCUGUCAACUUGUGGCAAGCUGUUGGUUUAGCUCUGCGGCUUGCAGUCGGCAUUGAUCUACAUCGACGAGAGGCCCUGGCUGGAAAGUCUCUUCUGGAAGCAGAAAUGUGCAAGAGGCUGUUCUGGAGUCUUUACACGAUAGAUCGAAGCAUAUCCAUCUCUCUGGGAAGGCCCAUCGGCAUUCAGGACGCCGAUAUCACCAUAUCUCUUCCCCUUUUGCUAUCAGACGAGAAGCUCUCCGGACCAGCAGAGCAAGCAGUCCCAAACGUUUGUCCAGACGUUACAGAUAUGUCUGCUUUCCGUCACAUUAUCGAAUUGAGAAGAAUCAACGCCGACAUCUACAGAGCACUUCAUUCUGCAGCCGGAGUGAAUAUCGAGAGCUCCAACCUGGAUUCUAUCCGACAACAACACUAUGCACUCCUCAACACGUGGCUAUUAUCAGCACCGCGAUACCUUGCACCAGUCUCGAUGUAUCAGACUUCGGAAUGGUUUCAAAUCGUAUACCAUCAAGCUGUCAUCAAUGUGUAUCGACCUUCACACGCCUCCCCUGUCAGCAGCGCUGAUGCUAUACGGCUCUGUGCAGACUCUUCUAUCAGUCUGAUCAGUUGCUACAAUGCAUUAUAUGCCAAAAACAAGAUCAUCUACACGUUUGUGGCACUUGAUUCGUUAUUCAUGGCCGCUGUUACCAUGCUCUACUCGAUAAGAGCCAGUGCUGCAGUGCGUCACGAGCUGACAAAGGAGGUCGUUGAAUCCAAUAUUGAGUCAUGCGUUGGACUCUUGUCCAAGAUCUCUCACGGUCGAAUAGUUGGCGAGAGAAGUAUUCAGGUCAUUCGCCGACUGGGAAAUGCAACUCUUGCUGUAUUUGACACGACAUCAUCUGCUGAGAGCGAUAUUGAUACAGAAUUCAUGUCCUGGUUUGGUGUCAAGUGUCAAAACCCUCCAGGACCAGAAUAUCCUACGCCCAGUAUUGACAUUGCUUGGAAUGAUUUGUUUGAGCACGGUUAUGAUCUGAAUGGGUUUUAUAAUGGGGACUUGUUACUCUAG
Molecule: messenger RNA, 1749 nt
Organism: Fusarium vanettenii 77-13-4
Lineage: Eukaryota; Fungi; Ascomycota; Sordariomycetes; Hypocreales; Nectriaceae
Exons: 2
Coding region: 1-1749 (582 amino acids)
Biological process (GO): DNA-templated transcription; positive regulation of transcription by RNA polymerase II
Molecular function (GO): DNA-binding transcription factor activity, RNA polymerase II-specific; zinc ion binding; sequence-specific DNA binding
Source: RefSeq, a predicted model, not a curated record